UAUUUCUUCUUUCUUCUUCGGGUUUUGAAUCUCUCCCUCUCUCGCAGUCUCUCCCACACUCCCAAAAAAGCUCCCUAGAUCAAAAUCUCCAGACGCCGGAGAUCUCCCCGGAGCUAUCAGAAUGGUGACGUCGGCGGUGGUCAACACCUAUCCACUGUCGAGCUACACUUUCGGGACCAAAGAGCCCAAGAUGGAGAAGGACACCUCCGUCGCCGAUCGCCUCGCCCGCAUGAAAGUCAACUAUAUGAAGGAGGGGAUGAGGACUAGCGUCGAAGCAAUUUUACUGGUGCAGGAGCAUAAUCACCCCCACAUACUGCUUCUGCAGAUUGGAAACACUUUCUGCAAACUUCCUGGUGGACGGUUGAAGCCUGGAGAGAAUGAGAUUGAGGGGCUGAAAAGAAAGCUCACCAGCAAACUUGGUGCUAAUUCAGCAAACCUUGUCCCUGAUUGGCAGAUAGGGGAAUGUGUCGCUAUCUGGUGGAGGCCAAACUUUGAAACUAUAAUGUACCCAUAUUGCCCUCCUCACAUAACAAAACCUAAGGAGUGUAAGAAGCUUUUCCUUGUACACUUAUCUGAGAGGGAGUAUUUUGCUGUGCCAAAGAACCUAAAACUCCUUGCUGUUCCAUUGUUUGAACUCUAUGACAAUGUCCAGAGAUAUGGACCUGUCAUAUCUACAAUCCCACAGCAGCUUUCCAGAUUCCAAUUCAACAUGAUUAGUUCAUGAGUGGAGCAUGGAACUUUGAAAAUUACCCGGGUAGAACUUCCAAUAUAAUGACGAACUUAUCUUAAUUAGCAGUGCAUGAAGAGCUGAAGAUCUGGACAUUUUUUUGUUGCUUAACUUGAGUUGAUUAGUUUUGAAUUCAGCUAUCCAGAUGGCUGGUGCAUAACAUCCAUAUUGGUUUAUCUAUAUUGGUCAUUACUCUUAAUUUGCUUAUGGGUUUGCAUUACUCUUGAAUUUUUAUUAAACUAUGUUUGUAUUGUGUGAUGUGCAAGUUGUAGUUUUAGUUUUAACUGUAAGGAAGUGUUGCUUCUUCCGGCAAGGAAUGAUGCUAAAGUUUCUGAUGGAAAUUGGGAGUGAUACAAUUAGUUGUAA
Messenger RNA from Argentina anserina (silverweed cinquefoil), 1093 nucleotides. Its product is annotated as pre-mRNA cleavage factor Im 25 kDa subunit 2. The record is from RefSeq and is a predicted model, not a curated record. NCBI's taxonomy places the organism in Eukaryota, Viridiplantae, Streptophyta, Magnoliopsida, Rosales, Rosaceae. Gene Ontology annotation, cellular component: mRNA cleavage factor complex. Gene Ontology annotation, molecular function: mRNA 3'-UTR AU-rich region binding. The transcript is spliced from 7 exons. Bases 122 to 724 code for a protein of 200 amino acids.